AUGUCGUCCAACACUGCACGGGCAGAAGAUGCUAGACUACGAGGUAAUGCUUUCUACAAGGCUUUGCAAUUCAAUAAGGCCAUUGUAGCCUACAAAGUAGCUGCUGCACUCGUCCCUUCGGACCCCACACCCCUGUCCAAUCUAUCGGCUGCCACCUUUGAGCUAGGAGAUUACGAGAAAAGCAUCCAAUUUUCUAAUCAGGCUCUAGCUCUACUUGAGAAAGAGGCAGAUACCGAUCCUCGAAAACAAAAACUGAUUAUUCGUCUUAGCAAGGCCAGGCGUUACCAGUCCGAUCCUGACAAUUCUAUCGCCAAAGAAUCACUCUGGAAUGCCAUCUUCCGUUUACCGCGAUACAGACCAAACUUAACUAACGACAGGAGCUACUACCCUAGUGGACAUGAUACUCCAGAGUCUCUGUACGGCCGAACUCUUAGGCGCACAACGAAGAAGGCUCCAGUCGUAUCGUUUAUGUUCUGUGGGAUCGGCGACGCUCGUAACUUGCUGCAAACUAUGAUGGAUUAUCAUCUCAACGGUCCCUCAUCUCACCAGUCUGAUCAAAGGCUUCAUUUGACUAUCCUGGAUUUCAAACCGGCCAUCUUAGCACGCGACUUGAUUUUAUUCUUACUCUUGGAUGAUAUUUCUCUCAACUUGGGAAUCUCUAAUCAAAAGAAGUAUAUGUUAGGCAAACAACGAGCCUGCAAUCUCACCGAGUUACUCACCACUGUAUCAUAUUUUUAUAUCACUCAAGUGAUGCCUGCUUAUGCUUUGAAGAACAUUCAAGCCAUCAUUCAGCGACUGCUUGACGCCUUUGAUGAUUCCAGGCAACCAAUAUCUUGGGUUCACAUUCCUGUCGCGGUUCAGGCCGCUGUCCGACCUAGUCUUGAAUCUUGGAAACGAGGGCCCUUUGGUCCAUAUUCAACUCAACGGUUUCGCGAGAUCGUACAAGGUAACUCGAAAUCAAAAAUGAACACGACGAGCAUGGUUGGAGGCUUUGAUCUAGACUCAUUCUCAAUAUUUUCUUACCUCAAGUUUGAUAAGCGUGUCUAUGACGAUUUCACAGUUCUAUUGCCUCCUGAAGACAUGUUAAAUGAACACGAUCCAGCGCUAGCCCAAAUCCUUCGAGACUACAAACAGAUAAACGUUGCUAGUGUAACCAUGGAGCGUAUAUCUUCACACAUCAAUAGGAAAUGGAAACCUAACCUUACCCUAGCCGAUAUUGUGUUUGAGAACGAAAACUCUCGGCCUGGAACUUUACCGAGUCCAGAGAUGGGUUUUACACCAUUUGAAGUUAUGCAGAACCUUUUGAUGGGCUCUGCAGAUUUUCAAGGAUCUUCCUCAAUAGUUAACAAGACUCUCAUGAGCGUUUCAGAAUCUUAUUUCCAAAAGGUUGCCAGUGCCAUUGCUUCCCUCCGGGAUCGUAUGAUCGUAGAGGUCUGCUUAGGAGAAAUGGCUGAUUUCCUUGAAAAAAUGCAACAUCAAACUCUUGAUCGGUCUAGAGAAAUUGAAUCAAAGGAUUGCUCGUCAUCGCCGGAAUGGCCGCAGAAAUACCAUAUCAUUCAUAUGAGCAAUAUUCCAUUAAGACAUCUAACUGAAAUCAUCACUAGUGACUAUGUCGGUGGUCCUUUAACAUCCUUCCUAUACGGCGUCCCAAUCCUCGAACAUGGCCCAGGAACUGGACUCACCUCACGCAUCCUUCGAAAUCCAUUACCUUUUGAUGACGUUUCUACAUAUUUCUCCGAGUAUCUUCUCAUGUACAAUCCUAAAUUGGUCCGAUCCCACUUUCAUCUAGCCCUGUCUUGCGAAACUCCUGCGGCAGAGGAUCUAAUGUCUUACUUGAUGUGGGAGCGUAUUCCAAAGCCUCAGCAGCUCUUGAACUUUGAACAACUUAUGUCUCAGUCAAAGUUUUCACGCUGGAUCUAUGCCCAUUUCCUCAAGAUCUGUCUUCCUUACCCACGCAUGUUUCCAGACAGAGUGCCACUUGCUCCACUCAACAUGACCGCUUUUAUUCGCUUGAUAAUGUAUGUUUCUGGAUUGGGAUACCCAGCUCACUGGAUCUCGAAUCUGAUGGACUCCAUCUUGUCGGGCAAGAUCACUACCAAUGCUCGCCCACCGUCACAAAUUGUCUGCACUCCAAGAGAUGUUGACGCAGUAUACCCAACACAAUCUUUUUCUACCACAUCGUGGAUCUUGGAGUUCGCGACCCUGACCGGACUAUGGCGCCGAUUAUUACCAGUUGGACUUGUACUGCCAUCCACCGUUCCUCAGGUAGAGGAGAUCGUACAGUACCACCUCAAGUUUCCUGGUUUCAAGGUAUGGGAUGCACGAGUCCCACAUUCGAUGCUAGUAUUCUACAAUGAAGAGAAAGUUGAAAGAUUACCUAAAAACUUACGACCGAUACUGAUGGAAGACAUAAAGAAAUCAGAUCCGAAAUCACGUGUAUUACAGGAGAAUGUACGUUGUAUGAGUACAUUUGAUUGGAGUGUAGAAGAUCAAGAAGUUACGUUUUGGAUAUCAAAUUUGGCUUUUGAAGAGAUGAAGGAUUGGAAUGUCGAGAUAUGGAGAAUCGAUGUUUGGGAGAAAGAAUCGAAUCAGGUGAAAUUGGCUGAUUCGGUUGUAAAGAAGAAAUCCUGGGAAGAGUGGAAAGAUUCACCAAGCUUCAAUGAUACCUGA
Melampsora larici-populina 98AG31 is the source of this 2670-nucleotide messenger RNA. RefSeq lists its product as uncharacterized. The transcript has 4 exons. The record is from RefSeq and is a predicted model, not a curated record. Bases 1 to 2670 code for a protein of 889 amino acids. NCBI's taxonomy places the organism in Eukaryota, Fungi, Basidiomycota, Pucciniomycetes, Pucciniales, Melampsoraceae. Gene Ontology annotation, molecular function: protein binding.